ACUGGAAAACAAACUGGUUCUUUUAUAUGUUAGGUCUUUUUCAGGGCGACCCUCUAUCGGUUGUACUGUUCUUAAUAGUUUUCAACCUACUAUUGGAUCUCCUGAAAAAUCAAAGCGACUUGGGUUACAAGCCGUCUUUUAGUUCUAGCAGCACGUCAAGUCGUGCUUUUGCUGACGACCUAACUCUGAUGUCUCCCAGGCUGGAAAAGAUGAAGAAGCUAAUAGAUGUGAUGGAAAGAUUUCUUACUUGGUCAAGGAAAAUGAAAGCCAAGCCGAGUAAAUGCGUAUCCCUGGGGAUGAAGGUUAUAGAUGGAAGGUAUGUGUCCUAUGACCCUGAAAUUUUCAUAGAUGGAGCUCAAAUCCAGUUUAUUGGAAAUACACCGAUGAAGUUUCUUGGCCAUUGGAUAUAUGUGGAUCUGGGCCUCAAAGAUACCAAGAAGCUGAUAGAAGACAAACUGAUUACACUGUUUCAGGCAGUGGACGGAUCAGGCCUUAAUGGAGUGAUGAAAUGCUGGAUUUACAACAACCUCCUAACCAGCAAGCUCUCCUGGGACCUGAUGAUCUACAAUCUCCCGGUGUCCAAAGGUUACUCUCUAAAGAACAGCAAGGAUCCUAAAGUUAAGGAGGUCUACGAGCACAGGGCCAAGAAACAAGAAGGGAGCAGUCGGUGGGGUUACACUAAUGAGCUGAGUGCUAGAGAAAGAGAUCUCUACUUCAGAGAGUUAGUAGGGGUAACAGUGCAAGGCAGGAUGGGCUUGGGAUCCAAGAGGAGUGUAGCCAGUGAAAAGGAAAAACUGAAAGAACUGGUAUCCCACAUCUCAGAGCAGGAUAUCCUGUUGACACUGGUAGACAAGGGAGUUCAAGGACAAUUCUUAACAUGGGAAAACACCAUGCAGCUAGACCUAGGUUGGAACAACCUUAUUUACAACUACAAGAUGAGCCCUGCUCUUCUUAAGUUCCACCUCAAUGCAACCCAUGACGUUGCAAAUACUCCAGCAAACAUGAGCCUGUGGAACUAUGCUGACACAGGACACUGUCCACUUUGCGGAUGGAGACACUGCAACAUUAAGCACAUUUUGGUAGCUUGCAACUUCUCGCUGAACAACAAACGAUACAAUUGGAGGCAUGACAACGUGCUGCGGGUCAUUGCGAAAUCCCUACUGGAUCAAAUCGAGAAGUUCAACAACAAAGAUUUUAAACUUGAAGUUCAGGACUGGACAGGCUUCAAGUCAUCUAGCAGCUGUUACCAAAAACCGAAGACGAAGAUGAAAAGAGAGAGCCCUUUUGAGAAAGACCAAGAUUGGCAGAUUAUCUGGGACGAAGAUGACCUCCCAGCACAGUUCCCCCAGCACAUCUACGGAACUGCAGAACGUCCCGAUAUUGUAGUCUGGUCUGAUAAAGGAAAGGUGGUCAUAUUAGUAGAGUUGACAGUUGGUGACGAGAGUAACUUUAGUGACCAAGUAGAACGUAAACAAGCACGUUACAACAGAGAGCUUAUUCCUGGGCUGCAUGGCAGUGGGUGGAAAGCUCAGCUUUUUACGGUAGAGGUUGGGUGUAGAGGCUUCUGGCAUCAUACCUUACCAGCCCUACUAAACUACUUUGGUGUUACAAAGAGAGUAAAGAAAGCAGUGUUCCAAGAGGCGGCUUUGGUUGCUCUCAGAUGUUCCUAUGCAAUCUGGUUAGCAAGAGAAAACAAGAAGUGGAGUCCCUGCUACAACAUCGCACAAAGACCCACUGUUCUACCAUCAACUGAGUGAGCUGAGUGUUGGGCCCUUAAAACAUUGUUUAAAGCCACACCUGGAAUCUCAAGUACCAGGAUCAGUGAUGGAAGCUAAGCAGAUACAUAGAUGGAGUUGCUAUCGAAAGAUAUAGAACUCAGGUAUCCAACAUCGUACCUUGAUUAUAUUG
Molecule: messenger RNA, 1908 nt
Organism: Bolinopsis microptera
Lineage: Eukaryota; Metazoa; Ctenophora; Tentaculata; Lobata; Bolinopsidae
Exons: 2
Coding region: 27-1757 (576 amino acids)
Source: RefSeq, a predicted model, not a curated record